Messenger RNA from Anastrepha obliqua, 3691 nucleotides. RefSeq names its product BLOC-2 complex member HPS5 homolog (gene pink). Gene Ontology annotation, cellular component: cytoplasm. Gene Ontology annotation, molecular function: protein binding. The transcript has 6 exons. The coding region runs from base 147 to 2669 and encodes 840 amino acids. The record is from RefSeq and is a predicted model, not a curated record. Lineage: Eukaryota; Metazoa; Arthropoda; Insecta; Diptera; Tephritidae. Gene Ontology annotation, biological process: developmental pigmentation.
UCACUUUCUUCUGCUUGUGAAGGUGAAUAAAUUAAUUGUGGGUGAAUGUUGUGUUUGUAAUUAAGAAAAUAUUUCAUAAAUUGUAUAAAUAACUUGACAUUUAAUAAAUCUCUGCCUAUUUGAUUCUUCUGUGGUAUGAGGACAAAAUGACGGAGCUAUAUUGUCUUUCCAACUUUAUUGAUUUUUCUCAAGCGCUCCAUGAACCGCUGAAGCACAGCAAUCGAAUAAAGUACACCUGCUUCGAUAUUUCUACAAACUAUGUAAUUUUCGGAGCUUCUUCGGGCUCGUUGUAUCUCUUCAAUCGUUGUUCCGGCAAGUUUUUGCAUCUUGUACCCAAUAAACAUGGGCCGGUGACACACUUGGAAAUAUCCGCAAAUGAAAAAUAUGUCGCAUUUUCUACGAUACGAUCCAUGAUAUGUGUGUAUGCAGUAAAUCUUUCUGCACACACAUCUCCUCAAGUCAUCUAUACGAACCUAAGCAGUGACCAGUUGUUGCAAGUGACAUGCAUACAUUGGACGCAGGAUGAAAAACAGUUUUACUAUGGUGAUACACGUGGUCAAGUGAACUUGGUGUUGCUUUCAUCAUUUAUUGGGAAAAGCCUACUUAAUAUGGGUGUACAUCCUAUUUUGUUCCUUGAAUCGCCAAUUGUUCAAAUUGAUGACUUUGAGUCACUUUUGCUUGUAUCCAACUGCAGUAAAUGCAUUUUGUGUAACACUGACUACGAGGAGUACAAACAGAUUGGCAAUCGUCCGAGAGAUGGAGCUUUUGGUGCUUGCUUUGCCAUUUCCACUAACGAAGCCAUCCAGCCUUCGCGCAUUUACUGCGCUCGCCCAGGCUCACGAAUUUGGGAGGUCGACUUCGAAGGCGAAGUGUUACAGACACAUCAAUUCAAGACUGCACUAGCAAUUCCACCAGUAAAAAUACAUAAAUUUCAUGGCGUCGAAGAAGAGACAAUUGCUAAAUAUGAGGAAAAUGAUGAAAUGCUCGAUUAUCAGCCUCAAAAUUUGCAAUUCGCUAAAGUUCAAAUGCUGAACAAGGACUUUCUGCUGGCAUUUACCGAGUUUGGCUUGUAUAUAUUUGAUAUACGCAGUUCCACCGUCGUUUUGUGGUGCAAUCAGUUCGAGCGAAUAGUGGAUUGUCGUGUAGUUGGAAAGGAAAUUGUGGUCUUUACUCAAACUGGUUCGUUGUAUAGUGUGCAAUUGAAUCCACUGAAAGCACAUGCAUGCACACUGGUGAGGCAGGAAAAGCUGUUAGAAUGUGCGUGUCUGAUGCGCAAAAAUGUUAAAUAUUUUGCUGAUAAGGCACGCGAAGACUAUGACUUGAAUAUACUUAAUCAAAUCAAGAAAUUUUUGAUUAAACGUCAGGAAUUUGAAUUGUUGAAUGAUCUCUCAGUAAUUUUUGAUGCAAUUAUGCAAUGUGAAGCCGUGGGUGACAACAACAGCUCGGGCAGUAGUUCAGGUACAACAGAGCGCAGUGGAAGUGUUGGCGCCAUUGGUUGUCAGUUUGUGCCCAAUAAUAAUCAUACGCAACCAUCCAAAGAGGUGUACGUUCUGGAAAAUGCCUUUUGCGAAAAUAUCAAAUCCACUAAAGGCAGCGAAAAACAUUUUAAGGAUGCGCUCUUAACUGUUACCGGCAAAUUUGGUAAAAAUAUUAUUAAAUACAAGUUUAACAUAUUCGCUGAGGAGCAAAAGAAAUUAGUACGAGAACUUAUACCAUCUAAUGAACGUUCCAUACCAUUUAAUGAUAUUAAAGCGAUGUAUGAGAAGGAUGAGGAGAUCGUGUGCCGUACAAAAAAGACCCACAUCGUAGAAGCUAAGCACAAUGCUCAUUCUACCGUACAGCAUAUAAGUGCAGAAGAGAAGACUAUAUAUAAUUUAUAUUUAAUUUGCAAAAGUGCAAAGAUAAGUAAUAUUAAUUUUGUAGAACGUUAUCGUACACUAUUCGAUGAAUACUCGGCACGUGAACUGAUUGAUCUGCUAGGUAAAUUGGAAAAGGUAAUGCAAGAGCAUGGUGACAGUGUUGAACAAUCACGCAAAAACUGCUACGAGAUGUACUUUAAUUACCUGAACACAGAGCUUAUUUGGGAAAUGGACGAUUAUACGCGUGACUUUAUAGCGGAGGGUUUUGUUCUACUCAACACCUCAGUGGAUAUUGUACGGUGUGAUAAUUGUGCCUUCCCACUGCGAUUUGACAAUACUUGUGCCUUUCACGAAUUGGGUGCAGUGUUGUUACGUUAUUAUUGGUCGCGUAAUGAGCAGGUUAAAUGUUUUGAUGUUUUAAUGCAGGUGCCAGCAUUAUUGGAUGUAUUAGCAAAAUUUUAUAUGGCUGAGAAUAAUGUUGAAAAAGUCGUGCCGAUCAUCCUAAGCUAUCGGCAACCAGAGUUGUUAAUAGAGAUUGGCAAGAGUCUAAGCUUAGCGGCAUGGGCGCGUUGUUUCGAACAAUUUGUGGACUUGCAACAGGGGCGUUUAUGUUGUGUAAAUUGUGAAUGUGUGACAACAGUGGACAAUGUCAAUCAGCAUUUUUUCUAUACAUGGAACUGUUUUCUAAGUAUAGCAUUAGAAUAUAUGCAGGCGCAGGAAAUUUUCGCAAUGAUUUUCAAGUGGUCUAACUUCAUAGCAAACGAUGCUAUCGAUCGCGAAUUUUACACGCGUUGCAUGUUGAAAGGCUAAAGUCGCGAAAUGCAAAAGCGAAAAUAAUUAUUGGUAAAUAGUACGUAGUUCUUUCUACCACGCACUAUGUACAUAUAUAUGGGAUGUAUAAAAAUUAGCAGCGAGUUUGGUAGGUGAUUGACAUUUUUGUAGUAUGCGCUGCAUUGUAAAUGACUUAACUCGUUUUCAGAAAUGGCCUAUUGAGAUUAUACCAAUUAAUUAAAAUUAAAAUAUGCAUAGAAUUGUUGCGGCCGCACAUUUAUAAAAAUGUCCUAUUUAAAAAAGUACUACGAAAGAAUCUCAUAAAACCAGUUAUAUAAAUGAAGAAAAAUAUUUACAUACAUAUAUACAAGUAAGAGUAUACACAUGUUUGAAUGAGUAAAGUGUGACGAAUUUAAGUGUUAUGUGACUUCAAUAUGGUUUUUGCGCUAGAACGAAAGUAAAAAAAAACGGCUAUCGGCUUUUGCCGACUAUAUGUAAUGCCGCAGCAUUAUUGGAGCUCGCUCGUAGAGUAACACAAAGUAUUAUAUUAAUCUAAAAUCGUAUAUAUAGAAUUAUCUAACCUAUAAAUUGUGUGUUCAAGUGCAUAUUCCAAAAUUGUAUUUACUGUACUCGUAUAAAUGUUAUGAUCAGCCACAAUGAUCAAUUAAAAAUAUUUAUAUAAGCAUUAAUUAUAUACCUACAACAUAACAUCAUAUUAAUUAUCAUGAAUGUUCGAAAAUGUACACAUAUUUACAGCAGCAGUUUAUAUUUUGAUAAACUUCCUACAAAUGUAUGUAAUUAUUGCGCUUUUAUACUCCUUCUUUCUUUUAAUUUUUUAAUCGAGGGGUGUUAUUUAAGGUGUACGCUUGAAGUUGUAUUAUUAUUAUAUGUACGCAUAUGUACACUCCGUAUGCAAACUUGCACGAGUACUUCGCGUCGUAAAAUGCUUUAUUUAAUUUUAAACAUUUCCAUAUAUAUACUAUAUUAAUAUAUAUAUAUAUAUAUAUUUAAUAUUUGUAAAAUUUAUUUUUAUUCAAAUAAUAAAUCUAACUAUGCAUUUA